UAAAAAUAUGGUUAUUAUAACAUUUUAAUCAACAAAAAUGUAUAUGAAGAACAGUGUGUCGUAUGUACAGGAUAAGAUUAUAGACGAAGAAAUGUAUGUGUGAGGGAAAAACAGGAAAUAGAAGCUCACUCAUAGUAGUGUACAUAUCGCAUCUUCUAUCACAGAUAUAAUGUAAAAAGAUUAAAUUGAUAAGAUCGUCAGAAAAUAAUGAUUAUUUUUAUAAACAAUACCUGUUGAAGAAUUCGGUAAGCUCUCAGUACCUUGUAGAUUGUAGAACUGACUCAACUGACAAUAUGAAUACAUUUCAAAAUAUAAGUAACGUAUCCAAAUAAAUCCCACGUCAAUAGUGGACUCUUUGGCUGAGACAAUGAUGAUUCUCCCAAAGAAUUGCUGUAUCCUUACAAUAGACCGUUGAAAAUUUAUGAGACGUAUGAUGAGAUAUGAUAAACGGUAUCAAAAUUUUAUUGUGUCAUAUAGCUUCGAUAAGAUUUAUCGCAAAGAUUAAGAUUUUCGAUUUCCGAUGACGAUAAAAAAACUUGGUGUACUCAAUGAUGUCGUCGGAAAUAUAUUAGUACAAACAGUGUUAAGGAGCGGAACUAAAAUUAAUUACAAAAAUGCACCCACCACCACCACCGCCUCCCCCUGGCGCCCACUUGGAGACUAUUGCCAUGGUUCCUGAGCCCCAGGCCUCCCCACUUUUGGUGAUGAUGAAUAUAAUCAAUUCUUUAACACAUAUGUUAUUGGGUGCAGUUGCUUGCAGCUCUUUCAUUUUAGUCCAGCUAGGAUUGUGGAGUGCGUCAUUUUCUCAGCAUGUCUACUUGUGUGUUACAGGGUACAUAAUUUUGAUGUCAGUGGCCAUCAUGUCGUAUGACCCCAACACGAGCUGGUCGAGACACCUAAAGUACCAGGAGAAAAAGACCAGUCAUAUCCUCCUCCAAAUCGUGGGUUCAGUGUUAGCAAUCACUGGAAGCAUCAUACGAAUUAAAAACUUGAACACCAAUUUCGAAACUACUCAUGGCAUUUUAGGACUUGUAGCCAUGAUAUUAACGAUGAUGAGUCUUAUCGGAGGGUUGAUAAAUUUGUUCUUAUCAGGGAGUAAAAACAGUCUUCUAUUAAAAACCGUACACUCAUGUGUGGGCUCCCUAGCCUUGGUUAUAGCCUUCAUAUGCCUCUGUUUCGGCUUCGAUAACGUGUACAGAGCCAUUUUCGGUAAUGCUGCAGCUAAUAUGUCUAUAUCUUUUACAAUUUUUGCUUUAGUCGGCGUUCUUCUGCCUCCCGUUGUUAAUACAUUUAACAGGAUAUUUAAUUAGGCCAAUUAAAAUUAACUAAUUUCAAGCUUUAUUAUUUUUACACCACCAUAAGCUAAGUACAUGAUUAUAUCUUCUCGUAGAUUGGACGAAAUCAUUGUCAAGAAAAGCAAACCUUUGUAUUGAUAAAUCGGUAUGAAGAAUUUUGUUUAUACUUUGUGAAACAGUCGUCUAUUAUGUGUAUUGAAU
This is a messenger RNA of Plodia interpunctella (Indianmeal moth), 1496 nucleotides long. RefSeq lists its product as uncharacterized. Gene Ontology annotation, molecular function: transmembrane monodehydroascorbate reductase activity; heme binding. The record is from RefSeq and is a predicted model, not a curated record. The transcript is spliced from 3 exons. Lineage: Eukaryota; Metazoa; Arthropoda; Insecta; Lepidoptera; Pyralidae. Bases 615 to 1310 code for a protein of 231 amino acids.